Molecule: messenger RNA, 828 nt
Organism: Microthlaspi erraticum
Lineage: Eukaryota; Viridiplantae; Streptophyta; Magnoliopsida; Brassicales; Brassicaceae
Source: the annotation of a GenBank genome assembly
AUGGAGAUUAAAGUCAAACCAAAAGCCACAGAGUCGACGAUUGUAGCAGCUAAAGAGGAAGAUGUGACGAACAUGAAAGCGUGUGUCCUGGUUGGUCAAAAGGCAGAAGAAGAGAUUAAUACUAAAGGACAAGAAAGUAUGAAGAUCAUGGAGGGUUUAAGACAAAACUCUGAUGAAACGAAACAAGAUGAUUCUAAGAGUGACUCGGGAUCCUCAUCUUCAUCAUCAUCAUCACUUGAGAUUAUGAAGAACUUGGAAAUCGAAAGCACCAAAGAGAAAGAAGAGAACAAGAAAGAGAAUAAUAAUAUUUCUAACAAGAAGACGAGUUCACACGUGUGGGACUGUGGUAGCUCUCUCUACGACUCGUUUGAGCUCAACUCGUUCAAACGUCAACUCGACUCAGCCAUCUCUGCUUCCUCCGCCAGAACCAUGUCCAUGUCUCAUCUUCCCGACCGCCGUCUCCCUCCUCUCGACUCACUCUCGCCGAAGUCUUAUCCUCCGCCGGCGACAACUUCUUCCUCUGUCGCCAAGAAACAUUCGAACAAGAUCUCUCGUUCUCUCCAGAGGUUCUUGAAGUCAGUGUUCAGACCAAAACAGCACCAAAGCUUGUCCUCAUCAAGCACUCCUUCUUCGCCGGUCUACAAGGCGGCCGGACACCGCGGUGGCGAUAAAGAUAGAUACUACGUCGUUUAUGACAAAUCGGGUUCGUUAACUACAAUUCCAGAGUCAACGGAGAGGGAGGUGGGGCCCGAGAUCAGCUCUCUUGUUAGGAAAACCGUGUCCGAGAGAUUCCCGGCGAAUCGGGUCGUUGGAAUAUCAUGUGCAUGA